This is a messenger RNA of Penicillium manginii, 489 nucleotides long. Its product is annotated as Zn(II)2Cys6 transcription factor domain-containing protein. The transcript is spliced from 2 exons. Gene Ontology annotation, molecular function: DNA-binding transcription factor activity, RNA polymerase II-specific; zinc ion binding. Bases 1 to 489 code for a protein of 162 amino acids. The record is from RefSeq and is a predicted model, not a curated record. NCBI's taxonomy places the organism in Eukaryota, Fungi, Ascomycota, Eurotiomycetes, Eurotiales, Aspergillaceae. Gene Ontology annotation, biological process: aromatic amino acid catabolic process; positive regulation of transcription by RNA polymerase II. Gene Ontology annotation, cellular component: nucleus.
AUGGGACUCGACGCGGAUGUCGGCAAGUCACCGUCGCCCUCCGCUGCCCCGCAGCAUAGGCGCGGCUAUCAGGCUUGCGAUCCGUGUCGCAAGCGCAAGGUGAAGUGUGACUUAGGCAGUGUCGAUAAUCCUCGUCCCCCGCCCUGUGUUCGAUGUCGUCGUGAGAGUAAACGAUGCGAAUUCUCAGCCACUCGUCGCAAGCGCAAGCUCUCCGAUGCCGAAGAUGAAGAUGAAGAAACUCCCGAUCCGGGGCCCGUCCUUCAACGUGACAAGCGAAUGAUGAUUGGCGAGGUCUCUGUGAAAGAAGCACCAACAGAGGGAUCCCCAUUCCCCGCAUCUGAGCCCUUAUUCGACGCAGAAGGCUUUCGCGCGCGCCAGCGAUGGGCAGAACCGGCCCCAGCACCGGCUCCAGCAGCUGCGGCCGCUGCCCAACGAUAUACCCCCCAGCGCUCCCAUAUCAUCCUCGUCAAGACCCUUUGUGGAUUCUAG